This is a messenger RNA of Suillus paluster, 2829 nucleotides long. Its product is annotated as meiosis protein SPO22/ZIP4 like-domain-containing protein. The annotation marks the transcript as partial. The transcript is spliced from 28 exons. The record is from RefSeq and is a predicted model, not a curated record. NCBI's taxonomy places the organism in Eukaryota, Fungi, Basidiomycota, Agaricomycetes, Boletales, Suillaceae. Gene Ontology annotation, biological process: regulation of synaptonemal complex assembly; meiotic cell cycle.
CUCUUGAUCAAGAUCAAACCAAGACUCAAGGACGGAACCACCAAAGAUGAAACCGUAACAAGAAAUUUACAUAAGAUAUCUUCACUCGCACAGGCAUUCACAGAACAGCGCCUGAAGUCGAGCAAAAAAAGCCAGUUAUCGGAUUUCCUCGAUCAGGAAGGUGUCAACUUGUGGAAUGCCUCCGGCGUGGUCCGUCAAGGCUCUGCGUCUGACAGCCGCGCCGUGGUCGCCGCUUUGCGGCUAGCUGGAUUUCGCCUCAUGGAGGCAGGGUUGGAACCUAAGCCUGACAUUGAAGCAUUAUUACAUAUUCUCCAAAUUGCAAGCAAGACUGGCGCAACCCUGUCCGAAAUUGGUCAUAAUGACACCGCAUCGAGCGUACUUGGUUGUGCGGCCAAGUAUGAAGAAGCGCUGAGAAAUAUUGACGACCAGAGUGGCACUAAUAAGCAAGCUAAGGCAUGUGUUACCGCUGUCUACCUCUCAACCCGGAUGGAAGCAGCUUGGAGGGAAGGAAAUGAAGGGUUAGCGGCCUUCAUGGCUGACAAAAUCACAGUCCCAUUUGGUCGACGCACUUCUCAUGAUGAACAUUUUCAGCGAGAGACGCUCGCGACUAAGCUUCUUGACAUUGGCAAAUCACUUUUGAGAAGUUGCUAUCAGGACAGCAAAUCGGCACCAGAAGAUAGCAAGGCGAGCGACGCUAUUCGAUGGAUGCAAAAGGCAUUUUCUGUCAUCGAGCCUCUUGACUGCGCAACAAAUACUGAGCUUGCUGAGCUUAAGAGAUCGGUUCUCAGGAGUUUGGCCCGUGGCUACUUCUUGUCGUCGUCCCAGGAUCCAGAGAAUUUGAUCAGAGCGGAAACCGCGCUAGAAGAAGUUAUUGCAACUAUCGAUACUUCUGUAGACAACGUAAGCUCCGAAUAUCAACAACUCCGAUGGAUGAAGUUGGCUGUCAUCAAGCGGCGAAAAGCUGGAGAUACUGUUCUUCUUCAAGCCCUACAAGCCAUUAUUGACAACAUGACAUAUUCAGAAAGCAAUCUUACGGAUGUCCUACAGGAGCUUCGGACGCUUUCUCAGUACCACCAAUUAGUCACGAGGGCAACUCAGUACUGCCUUCAUCGGGCCUUACAGUGCUCUUGGAGUACAGACGCUGUGGAGAGGCUUCUAAUAGCUCUCAUAUUCCAUUGUUCCAAAGAUGACAAACACGACAGGGCCAUAGAAGAUCUGCACGCGUCUUUCAAAGAACUGAGUAACGUGGAAUUCGAGCUUCUCAAAGCUCCGGCGACAGCUUGCAUCACGCUUCUAUGGCAAUACGGUGACCGCCACUAUCACGCGGGGCGGUGGAAAGAAGCUGGGGAUUGGUUCAGUUGCGGCACUCAUGCUAUAUUUGCAAGCUUGGGUCCCGUCAGCAGCUCGAAAUGUUUUCGGAAAGCUGCCCUAGCCCAUCUUAAGCGGAAGGAUUAUGCUCACGCGGGGUCCAUCAUCCGACGCUGUCCUGACACAGAAGCCACGACUCAAUAUGUAACCUUUCUCAUUGCUGUGCAUCAAGGGCUGGAAGAUGAAGCGAUAAAUUCGAUACGCAAUAUGGUGCAUGCCGCGAACUUCGAUCGCAAGAUGAUUCUAUUGGCAUGCCGGCUGGCGCAUGACUUGGACAUGAAAGGCCUUCUUCUUACCGUUUUAAGGGCUCUCCUUGAAACUUUAAACUUCCGAGAGAGCGUGGAGAACAUUACUGAAGCCAUGGCGUUGAUAAGAUGUAUUAUAAGGCUUAUCACCAAACUCCUUGGAGAACCCGCUGCCGAUUUCAUUGCUCCACCACUUGAAGAUUGGUUGGUCGAAAUCUUCGAACCACUCGGCCAUUCUAACGCAGUCCAUGUGGUAGCGGUUACUGUUGUAGAAUCUUGUGAACAGCCUGCGAUGAUUGUCCGAGACAUAUCUUGGCUUUGGAGAACUGCAUACAACUGUGCUAUCCAAGCUUGCUCGGAUUGGGAAGACAGAGAAGAUCAAAUAUCUGACAUCUUUGACGCAGCGAGACGACUGCUCGAGCUUUAUACAAUACAUGCACCUGUAGAGGUGGACCAAGCCAUUUACGUUUACUUGGUGAAUGCUUCAUUCGCAUCUGCCUCAGGCCGUGGUACCUUCCUUUUCGCACAGUUAUGUCCUUCAGACAAACACCGCGAACUGUUCAAUGAGAUCAAUCAAUCAUCACAGCGCAUCGUCAAGGUUUUGCGGGAGGACAAAGUAUCACAAGAGGAUCUUCCUCGACUUGAGUCAUCCCUGCAGGUUUUAAGAGUUUUCAUCGUCGAGGUGGCAUCUCACCUGUCGGAUUGGACCACGGUCCUAGCUACCAUCGAGGAAGCAUCUCGCUGCAACUGCGAUUCAUUGGAAACGUACGAGGCGUUCGCUGACACUCUGUGGGAGGACAAAAACUGCCCCGUAAACGUCCUUUUUACAGCGCUAGAGGCCACCCUUCAGGCCUGUUUAACCCGCGGGCACUUUUCUCUGGAGAAAUUCUCUCGGUGGCUCCGAGCGAUGUGUAUCAUACUACUGACAAGAGCGACAGGAUCCGAUAGAUCUAGGGCCAUCGGUUACGUGGACCAAGCUAUCGCUGUACUGGAGGAGCAUGGCGACGCUAGGGACGGUAGUGCUAUGCUCUAUCCUUUUGACGAGCGUCAGUGGCUUCUGAGCACAGCGUACAACACUGGCCUCGAGUGUCUCCAUGCAUCUAUGGUCGACGAAGCAAAGCGUUGGUUUGAAUGUUCCACCGUGAUCUGUCGCUUCGUUCCCGAUGGUAGGCAACGUGCAGAAAAGGUAGGCAAAAAUGCAACGGAAAAUCUGGCU